Endocarpon pusillum Z07020 is the source of this 1962-nucleotide messenger RNA. RefSeq lists its product as uncharacterized. The transcript has 2 exons. The record is from RefSeq and is a predicted model, not a curated record. NCBI's taxonomy places the organism in Eukaryota, Fungi, Ascomycota, Eurotiomycetes, Verrucariales, Verrucariaceae. Gene Ontology annotation, molecular function: protein binding. The coding region runs from base 1 to 1962 and encodes 653 amino acids.
AUGGGUCCAGAGCGGUCGCCACGCCGGACUUCAAAACGAUCUGUUGCCAAAGGAGGCUCUGGGGUUGACCUGGACACUCACCAAGAACUUAUUACCAGGCUUUAUCAUACCGAAGAAAAGUCGCUGGAGGAAGUGAUGAGAAUCAUAAGUGAAGAAUGGAACAUCAACGUUUCAGAGAGGGUUUUUAAAGGCAAGAUCAGCCAGUGGAAUAUCCAGCGCAAUCUAAGCAGGAACGACGUGGCGGCCGCUCUACAUCUAGCUCGGCGGGCGGAGCGGAACGAAAGAACAUGUAAAGUUUACAUCAGGGACAAGCACGUUAGCUGGGAACGGAUUCAUGAAUAUUUGAGGAAGAAGAAAAUAAGUGCAGAAUCACUGGUAGAGAGCGAUCCAUGCGAUGUCAUACCGCCAUAUAUCACUGUCGAGGUUGUGGACUCGGCUGCCACUACACCAUUGUUGUCCAUACCACCCAUUGAGCCCGGAUUGGAUCUUGUCACUAGCUACAACUAUCCUCCGCAUUCAGCGCUCAAUGGGUCGCACGCCACUACCAUGGCCCCAAGUAGCGGUUCGUUGGCCAAGACCACUCCUAGACACGACUUAGCAAAUGGAUCUUACAAUGCGGCUUUCGGUGAGGCAGCUUCAGUCACACUGUCGGCAGAAACAUACCAAAAACAUCUGCCCCUACCAUGGCAACAUGAUCAGGUAGGGCAGGUUGCCCGGCGCGAGCUUGCUGAAUCUACAUCAGAAUCUCUCACAACGAUUGUCCAACAGUCCGUUGGAGAUCUAAUUGAUACCACAGAUCCGCCAGUCGAAUCGCCUGAAAUGUUGAAUUUCUACGGUUUUAUGUCUGUAACACCGUCGUCCGUUGGCCGUGUACCUGGACAAAGCCAAAGCAUAAGUCCUCUCAGUUACACUAAGAGCUCGCUUUACCCGCAGGAUCAUCUGUUGGACGAUACAAUGGAAGCGGAGCAGCACAAACACUAUUCAAGUAACGACGGAUCGUACAGUCAUUCGCAGGUAGGAUCUGAUACCCUCCAGCCACUCGAUUGGCCGGCUUACUUCCUCUCACGGUCCAUAUGGGCCUUGUUACGUAAGAAGGAUGGGUUGUACCAUGAAGCUGAAUUGGCAAUGAAAGAUGCCUCGAAAAGUUUCGAAAGAAUGGUUGCCAAUCGUCAUGGAAGCUGCUUGACAAGCCUGAACUACUUAUUGGGGCUAUUGGAAGCUCAUGGUAAGCGCGACGUAGCAAUGGAGCUUUUGGGGAAGUUCAGCGUUGCGGCAUCGUCCAUGAAAAGUUCGCCUGAGACGGAGUCAGUCAAACGCACGAUCCGAUUCAAAAUGGAUAUCUUUUCAGGAUUGAAGGUAGAAGAAAUGUUUCCUCCAGCUACUUUCAGAGACAUCCACUCCUGCUUUGAAAGAUCCUGGGGGCCGAAUUCACCUUCUACAUUGGCAUGUCUCUGUAAUCUAGGCUGGCGGCUUGCUGGCGACAAAGGUGCUAAACGACAUGAGGAAGCACUAGAAGUAUUGUCCCAAGCACGCGUCAGCUUGGAACAAAACCUCGGUCACGACAACCCCCAGACCAUCAUGUGCCUGAAUGUGCUUGCCCGGGUGCUCUACAAUCUUGGAAAUUAUCCCGAAGCAUUGGAGGUGAUGGACAUAUCAAUGAGUCGCAUCACUACACAAUUCCCUGCUGAAUACCACCCAUUCCGAGUCGCUGCUCGUCGCAGACACGCCCUUUUCAUGGAGAAAGUUCGCAGCGGCAAUGCCGAGCCCAUACUCCGCGAUGUAGCGUCGAAGCGUUUCAGAGUUCUUGGGCCCGACUGCGCGCUGACUCAAGGAAGCAUGAAGGAACUGAGAGACUUCUUGAGAGAUCAGGGAAGACAUGACGACGCAAACAAUGCCCUUGAAGCUAUCAAAGAGUCAGCGUCGAGCAUAUCGUGUGGGGAGUCCGUAGUCCCAUUGUUCUAG